UCUGCAGACUGAUUAAAGCCGCUGCAGCGCAGAUUACAGAGGAGUGACACUUGAGUAGACAAGAAAGUUACAGCUGCACAGCUCAGAGCACCAAGGUAAGCUCGAGACUUUACAGAGAAAACUUCAUUGUUACAGCUUUUCGUAAUGUUUGCAGGGUUGAUUAGUCUGUGGUUUAGAAUUACAGCUUAAAAUAUGAAGUUACUUCAUUCGAUUUGAAUAUUUAAAGUUGUCAAGUAACAAAUUGAGUCCAGUGGUUAUUGUGGGGUUUGCUAACAGUGACACUUUUGACUCUUUAGGUUUACAAGUGAGAAAUGACACCACCUGGCUACCGGCUGAUGCUAACUUUGCUUUUUAUAUAUUUAAGAUUAUGGACUCUAGCUCAGAUAAAUGACUUUUUUUACUCUUUUUUAUUUUUGCUUUUAAGUUUGAAUGUUCCUCCAGUGGAUUUCUGUCCUCAGACUGAGCACAGGUGGAUGUUUAUGCAUCCAUUUCUCUUCCUUUCACUUCUCCAGUGGAUUCAGUCUGGCUUUCGAGGCUUGUUUUAAGUUGCCUGUGAAUUUUAUCUGUUACACAGGCAGCUAAAGCAAGCCUUGAACACCAAAGACACACCUACCAGGACAUCUCCAAACUGAAGGGGGACAAAAUAUGCUGUGAAAUAUAUGAUUAUGAGCUCUGUCAGUUACAAAGCUUUUCCUGUGUGUGUGUGUGUGUGUGUGUGUGUGUGUGUGUGUGUGUGUGUGUGUGUGUGUGUGUGUGUGUGUGGUGCUGAUAUUUUAUUCCAAGCUGUCUGCUUUGACUGUGAUAACUCACCAUAUAAAAAUAAACAGCUGUACACUUGAUGCUCUAGUGCUUUUUAAAAAUUAAAAAUAAACACGUGUGCAUUUGUGCGUGUCUGACCUCAGUCAUGUGACUCAUUAUAAAGAUGAUUAAUGAUAAGCAGAUAUCCACUUUCAGUUCAGUCAGCACAGAGGACUGAUUAUAUGUUAUGAACUAAGAUGUCAUCUUUACAAAGGCCAGAUGUAUUUUCAGCAAAUUAAAGGAACUAGUUUAUGCAUCCAUGUCCAGUUCAGGGUCGUGGUGGGCGGGGCUUUGAACAUAUCGCAGGUUGCCAGUUUAUGGGCGGUAUGGCAAACUUAGAAUCACCAGUUAUUCUAACAGGCAUGUGAGAGGAAGUCAAAGAGUGGAUUUGAAGCCAGGACUGAGGCAGCAGCGCGAAGCCUUUUUUAAAGAAAGGUAUCUGUUAAAAUCUUUGUUCGAGGUGGCAAAGAGGAUGGCUCAAAUGUGCCAAGUGACAGAAGUGAAAGUGCUUUUGUGUUUAUGACCAUGUUAUUAACAGACAGCAGGUAUAUGCUGCACUGUGAGGUUAUGAUGCAUUGAUGCUGUUGUUGCGGACGGAAAAAGACGAAGAAAACGUGUCAGAGUCUUUGCAUUUGGUGUUUUUAAUAAAAUGGAUUUUGUUGUAUGAUAUAAAACAUAUUUUACAAGAUGUGCUGGAACCAAACCAGGGACACUGAAGAUAUCUAAAGACAUUAAGUCACCAGAACCUAAAUAAAUAUUAAAAUAUUAAAUAUUUUGGUACAUUGUUACUGCGUCUUUGACACACUAUUUAAAGAAUGUUGAAUUUUAAAACUAUAAGCUCCCCAGCGGAGGAUUUUCUUAAUAAAGGUAAUGUGUGUUAUUAGUUGCAUAAAGCUCUAUCAUCAGCCCGCGUUGCCCGUAUGAUGCCUUAUUUACGCCUGAAGAAAUGCGCAGACUCUAGCACAUGGCCAUAAAGCCCAUGGGCUUUUCACUCCACUGCUUCUAAAAACACAGACGUAUAAAAUUAUGAGUGGACACGAUAACGUCAACGAGCAUCACGAGGCAUGGUUUUAAAGUUACGACCUCAUUACCCCCAGAUUGAGGCCAUAUAACCUUAAACCCACACAGAGCAGGUUAGGAGGGAUGAAAUGUUCUUGUUUUCUCGUGGCCACUGAAGCGUAUUUUUUCAAGGUAAAUAUUCUUUUUCCAACAUGAAAUAGGUCUUUGUUGUUUGCCGAGAGGUAAAGAGGCGGAAAAGUGAGGAGGAUCUGAACUGGUUUCCAUGUCAAACACUUCAAUUCACCAUAGAAACUCAGAUCUUAACGCGGAAACUUUAUUAAACUGUGAUGGUGGAUUGAUAAGGGCCGAAUUUCUAUUGGCCUCUUUUUAUUGUGGGCGCCAGGCGGGCUGACAGAGGUAAAUUGCUCUUUUAAUUAAAGCAAUGCACCAGGGGAAAUUGCUGUCUGAAUAUUGUCUCAGAGAUGGGGGCCAGUGACAGUUGCCUGGAAACUUCAAUCUGUCUACCCGCAUUUAUUCCAGAUCACAGUUAUGAGAUAAAGUUUAAUAAAAAUCUUUUCCUCCGCCACCAACGAAAUGAAAUCCAACCCUUUCUGAACAAGUGAACACAAUGAGACAGGACUGCGGAGGAAACCUCAUGUUCAACAUGUAUCUCUCAGAUCCAACAGAAAAUCUGUUGAAAGAAAGCAAAGGAACCUCCUGGGCUCCGAUAAAUACAGGAGUUCAAAAAGGGAGUGGGCAGAUUCAGCUCUGGCAGUUCCUGCUGGAGCUCCUCUCUGACAGCACCAACAUGUCGUGCAUCGCGUGGGAGGGCACCAACGGAGAGUUCAAGCUCAUCGACCCUGAUGAGGUGGCCCGGCGCUGGGGGGAGCGCAAAAGCAAACCCAACAUGAACUACGACAAGCUGAGCCGGGCGCUGCGCUACUACUACGACAAAAACAUCAUGACCAAAGUCCACGGCAAAAGAUACGCCUACAAGUUUGAUUUCCACGGCUUGGCGCAGGUGUGCCAGCCGUCCACCACCGAGCAGGCCAUCUACAAAUUUCAGGGCAACUUCUCCCCGAUCCCCUUCUCCGGGAUUUCCAAACUGAACCUCGUGGCUCCUGGCGUGGGGCCUUCGGGGUUCUCCUACUGGGCUGGCUCCACACCAGCGGCUCUGUACCACAGCCACAACCUCCAGCCUCCGGGGCCGUUUGGCACCGUGUCCCCGUCCCACAUCGGCUGCGUCAACAACAUCAGCAGUCUGAGCACCAUCAACAACCACUACAACUGACUCUCGAUGCGUAUUUUAGACACACCGGGAAACCGUCACACUGCAGUGAGGGAGGACAGACAAACAGCACAAACACGCUGACUUUGGUGUUUGGCGGGGAAAAUAUGAUUUAGGCUCAAAGUGGUUCAAAAUUAGAUGUUUUUCAAAUGUCAAGUCAGGCUUUUUUAAGCGGCGCAAAGUUGUGUUUAAACUCAAAAUUAUGACUAAUGACACCGGAAGUCUUCUUGCAUGUAAGUAAGGCACGAAAACCAAGAAAUUAAAUAUUUCAUUUAAUUUAAUUUAAUUUAAUCCUUGUGGAGAAGCGAUUACGAUCAGAUUACGCACAGUGCUUUGAACCCGAGCGCUUAAUUUGAUCCAUAAAUAUUCCAAAUAUGAAAUGUCCUUAUUUAGGCCACUAUCAGUGAGACGUAAUGGGAAACCAAAUAAAGGUUUACACGAUGCUUGUUUUUGAAACAACAAACAAAUAGUGUACAUAUAUUUAAAAACGUUGAAUAAAUAAUAAAUCAGACCUCGGCUCCCUCGCUCUCCCAGCCCUUUCCCUGAGUUCAGUGUUUGUUUUCACAUCUUCAGGUGGAUUUGCACCGACGUGGGCGCGAGCUGCCAAACUACCAUCGGACUAGUGGCGCCAUCUUGUGGUUAUGGAUGAAAACAGGCUUGUUGGACUGGAAUGAGACUCGCUUGAAUCAUGCUGUCACGUCGAUCACCGUUUGGUUAUAAAUCAGAUCAGACGUAAUGAAACUCUUUGUAGGAAAAACAAACCUCACGCAAUAAAAAAUGAAAGCAGCGCACAGACGCGGGGAACAGGAACUUUGUGUGAAAUAGGCUGAGUAGAAACCGAAACUGUGAAUUCCCAAACUGCUCUGUAAAUACUGUAGAGUAGAGACCGGCUCAGACUAUAGAAGCUCUUCAGUGAUUCUAAAGUGAAUUCAUUCACACUGUGACUAAAACAACUGUACCAAUAAAAAUACAUAAAUAAACUCUUCUGAAUAAAAAUGUUGUCAGAAUUGUGGGAUUCAUUUAUUUGAAAGCGUGAUCUUUAUGUUGACCCAAACGUGGGUGAGCCUGUAAAUGUCCUCCAUGCGCCAAACCGUCAGUGCUGUUUCUCAAAAUGCAAACUUUUAUUUGGAUUUGUGGACUGACCGCCUGCAGCAGUCUCGGUAAUCAGAGAAAAGUUUGCAGUAUUCGUCUUGAUGCAUGCUCAUUCAUCUGUCCUCAUGUGUUUCAUUGAUGCCUCUAAGGCUUUGAUCGAGUGAACCACAGAAAACUUUUUGAUAAAAUGAAGAGAUGGGGAGUUCCUCAGUACAUCGUGAGGAUUCUCUCUUGCUGGUACGCUCAUCAGAACAUGCAGGUUAAAUGGGGAAGCAGUAUUUCUGCCCCCUUUGGUGUCAGCAAUGGUGUUAGACAGGGUGGGAUUUUGUCUCCAAUUUGAUUUAAUUUAUAUGUUGAUGAUUUGUCCAUACAACUGAGAGCCUGUAACACUGGGUGUAUAUUAGGUAAAGCACUGAUAAAUCAUCUUAUGUAUGCAGAUGACCUGGUUGUUUUUAGUCCAAGCAGUGCUGGGUUACAGGAUCUUCUUAAUGUCUGUACUGAAUAUGGUGUGCAAUAUGACAUUGAGUACAAUGCUGCUAAAAGUGCUGUUUUGAUAUGUAGAACCAAGCAGGAUAAACAGCUAAAUUUCCCUUUGUUUAAACUGGCACAAAAAACUCUUGAAGUUCAUAAAAAGGUGAAAUACCUCGGUCACUUUAUUACUGAGCAAAUGAAUGAUGAUGAUGACAUAUACAGACAACGGUGUAAGCUCUAUGUGCAGGCAAAUACUAUUGCACGCAAAUUCAGCUUUUGUUCACUUCCAGUUAAAGUGGCUUUGUUUAAAGCGUAUUGCACACCGCUAUAUACUGCCCCCUUGUGGUCAUCCUACAAACAAUGUAGCAUGCAGAAGCUGCAUGUUGCAUAUAAUGAUGCGAUGAGAAUCCUUUGCAGGAUACCUAGAAGUGGUAGUGCCAGCCAGAUGUUUGUAGCUGUGGGUGUUUGGACUUUUAAAGCACUUUUAAGGAAGCUAAUGUUCAAUUUUAGAGAACGACUGGAUGGUUCGAGUAACAGUAUAAUUUUAGCACUCACAGAUCCAGUGAGUGGUUCCCGUUACUCAUCCAGUCUCAGAAAGCACUGGUUAAAGUGUUUGUGUAUUUAUUGAUUUAUUUUAAGUAAUUGUGUUUUAUGUAUAUUAUGGUUUUAUAUUUUUACAAAUGUUUUAGAUACUUAUUUAUAUACAUAUAUAUAUUUAA
This is a messenger RNA of Haplochromis burtoni (Burton's mouthbrooder), 5367 nucleotides long. RefSeq names its product FEV transcription factor, ETS family member (gene fev). The record is from RefSeq and is a predicted model, not a curated record. Gene Ontology annotation, biological process: cell differentiation; regulation of transcription by RNA polymerase II. NCBI's taxonomy places the organism in Eukaryota, Metazoa, Chordata, Actinopteri, Cichliformes, Cichlidae. The transcript is spliced from 3 exons. Gene Ontology annotation, cellular component: nucleus. The coding region runs from base 2426 to 3088 and encodes 220 amino acids. Gene Ontology annotation, molecular function: DNA-binding transcription factor activity, RNA polymerase II-specific; sequence-specific DNA binding.